Wasmannia auropunctata (little fire ant) is the source of this 2621-nucleotide messenger RNA. Its product is annotated as platelet-derived growth factor subunit A-like. Bases 469 to 957 code for a protein of 162 amino acids. Gene Ontology annotation, molecular function: growth factor activity. The transcript is spliced from 2 exons. Lineage: Eukaryota; Metazoa; Arthropoda; Insecta; Hymenoptera; Formicidae. Gene Ontology annotation, cellular component: membrane. The record is from RefSeq and is a predicted model, not a curated record.
UGUCAGGGAAAAUCUCAGUCGGCCGAUACUUGGUGCCCGUGUCUCUCUUCUCUCCCGUCCGUCGAAAGCUUACCUCUAUUCAAAAGCCGGAAGUUUACCACGUGAUUUCCUUGCUUCUCAAAAGGAACGAAGUCUCGAAGGAAAGAAAGAGGGAAAAAGGAUAUUUCAGAAAGAAAAUCAAACAUAUCCUUUUUCUUUGAAAAAGCGGCACGAAGAUAUACCUAUAAAGCGAAGAAAAUCCAAGAAAAGACAGAUUGAUAAAACGGAGCGAAGAGAAAAUCCAAGAAGAAAAAGAAUUCUUCAUCUUUCUAAAGACGUGGUGGUUUCGUUCUUAAAAAAACGAAAGUUGCAAGUUCAGCGAUCAGUAACGAUCGAUUUGUUGUGGCCAGGAAUCGAUCUGGUGAUCGAUUGAGCUUCCGAGUCGCAAGAGCCAAGGCUUUUGAAUUCACUUUACGGCUAGAACCGACGAUGAAAGGUAGACCAAGGGGAUCGCUUCUGAGGCUGCUGAUUCUGAUCCUGACGACGGUGGAUCAGACGCUGGUGGUCCUGACGGCACACCACGGCGGUCAUCACCAUCGGGUCCCGCGGAGGAUCCACCUGCCGCGCGCGAUGGAGGCUACGAAGAAGUUCCUCUGCAGGGAGCCCCAGUCGAGAGCCUACAAUCUCAGGGAUCUGGUGCAGAAUCCUAGCGAGAGCGUGAAUCAGCCGGUGUACAUUGUGGUGAAGAGGUGCGACAAUCACUCGGGCUGCUGCGUCAGUCCCGAUCUCAGCUGCGGGCCGGUGCACUCGUUGAUCUACCACGAGGAUAUGGAGGUCGAGGUCUGGAGCCUGCUGACGAAUAGCACGAGGAGGGUGUGGAUCAGAAUCGAGCAGCACGACAGGUGCAGCUGCGAGAUCAGCAAUGCUAAAAACAGAACUAGGGAGGACACUCAGCCGCCUAGUGUACAGAUCCUUUGAUCCUUGAAGUAAUCUAGAUCCAGCAGCGCGGCGGAAGACAAGUGGUUCGAUAUCAGCAACUGACUGAUCAUCAUGCAUUUCGACAGACAACGCUGUGCUGCAAGAAGAACAACGUGGAGUGUCAAUUUGAAUUGAGACUGACGACAGAUUGGACUAGGAUGUAGCUCCUUAAAACUUCAAUUAAUACUCGAUUUAUCUCUGUUUACGGCUAUAUGACUACGAUAGUGAGAGAUAAGAAGCGAUAAAGUGAAAUUAACCAACAUUUUACUGUAUAUAUAUUUCAUACCGUGCAAAUUAGUUGAAUUACAAAGCUUAAUUAAGAAAUUAAGAAUUAAUAAAAACAUGACUGAAAAUACGAAGAAAGACGCUUAAUAAGUGAUUGUGAUUGUGAAGGAUUUUGUCAUGAAGAAUACAAAAAUGAAAUGCAAAAAUCAUUAUUUGGAUGAGUAAGAAAAAAGAAUGCGAAUUUUUCAAUAGGUAAAUUUAAGGAUUUAAAAAUUCGGUGUCUGGUUUUUCGAAAAAAAAAAAAAAAACCAAUUAUUCAACAGAAAGUCAACAGAAAUAUGUUUCAAAUAUAAAUAUCUUGCAGACUAUCUUUAUCUACUUCGUAGUGAUAUUUUUCAAUGUCAGCGUAAUUUAAAUCGUGCCAACUUUUUUUACACAAUUUAGUGUGAUAAAUGCAAAUGUAAGAAUCAGGAUACUCCGUGGGAUAUCCCAAAAAAGUGCAUAUAUAAUAAGUGCGAUAAUGUUAAAGCCUUCAAUAAUGUGAUCCGCGUUACAUUUCUUUCUCGUAUACUCCGAACACACAGAACAUUCUAUUGCAAGUGAUUAUACAUACGAAGUGAAGUUCUAGCGACAACUGUUAUAUCUUUACCUGUCUCAGAUUGUGAUCGUGAAUAUUUUAGAGACACUUAGGCCUUACUUUUAACUGACAUUGUGAUAAGAUCAAUUUAUAGCGAUAAUACGAGGUUUCGAAGUGAGAUGUAUGUCGGCGCUAAUCGCUUCCUGUGCUCGGAUUUGCGUUGAUUUCCAACGUGAUCUUUAUAUAAAAGUAAUAAUUCCACGAAGCUAACAGCCACGUUAAAUAUAACUUUGCUAUACAUUUGCUAUAAGUGCGAUACUGUUUGUGCGUCGAACACGGAGUUUGCAUUAGUUAAACAAAGUUCAGACGCGGCGGAAAUAACUGCCGUUUGUAUGUAAAUAGCUCAGUACAAGCGCGUGCCGCAAAAUUGUGGUAUAUUAUGAUAUACUUUAGGAUUCGAAAAUUAAAAAAAUAAGGACUUCUUUUGCACCGUAAACGAUUUUUUACGAGUUCAACUUCUGUAAGUGUAAAUAGACAAUAAUUUUUUUAGUUAUUUUAUUUUAAAUUAAUUUAUGUAUUAAAUGAGUGAAAUGAAGUGAAUGAAUCGCAACUGGCUCAGAACCGGCAUAAAGAAGGAACACUUUACAGUAUUUCGAUACCAAUUUUAAAUUUAGCGCUAUUUUAGAAAUCUAAUCGUUUAAUCGUAUUAUAAUUAAUUUAUUUAUUAAACAGAUAAUUAUUCAAAGUAGAAUAAAAUAAUAAAAGAAAAUCGCGAUCGCGAUGUAAAUCGAUCGUGUCGAAAGGGUUCAACAGUAUUCCUGUAGCAUAUAAUUAGCAACUAAUAACUCGAAUAUUAUUUAAU